Arachis duranensis is the source of this 815-nucleotide messenger RNA. RefSeq names its product short-chain dehydrogenase TIC 32, chloroplastic. The transcript has 4 exons. NCBI's taxonomy places the organism in Eukaryota, Viridiplantae, Streptophyta, Magnoliopsida, Fabales, Fabaceae. The coding region runs from base 271 to 564 and encodes 97 amino acids. The record is from RefSeq and is a predicted model, not a curated record.
CCACACCAUUCUCAUCUUCUCCAAUCAGAUACCAUUAUCGUCUCCGAUGCCAUUGUCCUCCUCUUCAGCGCCGUCUUCGGCGCCUCGCCGCUGUCUCCUAAGCUCCCGUCGGCGUCAUCUUUCGCGGUCUCAGCGCCAUCUCUUGAGGUCUCGUUACCAUCUUCUUCUGCAGUCUCGGUGUCGUUGCCUUCUUUGUUGAGAUCUCGGCGCUGUCUUUGUCAUCUUCAAGCAGGACGAUUCGGUUCACCUGGAAUCUCAUUACAGCUGGUUAUGUCGAACAAUCUGUAUAUAGAGAAGACGGGGCUGAUAUUACUGCGAAUUCUCUUCAUCCGGGAACCAUUGCCACCAACCUUUUUCGUCAUAUGGGUGUGGCCAAUGGGACCAGCAACAACAUGCUAUGUAGCAUUGCACCCACAAGUAAAGGGAGUUAGUGGAAAAUACUUCUCUGAUAGCAAUCUGUCCAAAAUAACCUCCCAUGGAACUGAUGCUGAUUUGGUUAAGAAAAUCUGGGAUUUCAGUAUGAAUUUGAUCAAGUUACAUUAUAGUAUUAUACUUGUAUUCUGAUCGUACAUUUCACAAACAUGAGUUUCAAGCUUCGAACUUGAUGGGCAUACCAAUUUAGUGCUAUUUUGUUUAGAUAAAUUAAUUUUUGUAUUUCCAAAGUUUGGUUGAUAUAUUAUUUUUAUUGGAGUGACAGAUCGAGUUACCCCUGCAUUUCAAGAUGGUCCUAGUCCUAAUUAGAAAAUUACUUUAUUAUGUUAUUCUGCACAUAAACAAAUCUGAAAAUUAAGUUUUAAUGGUGGUAAAUGUAAAAU